AAGGGUUUUUGGGUCAAACAACUCCACCCGCGCCUCUCUCCAAAUCCAAGUCCAACGCAUGCUUGAUGCUUGUGCUCCGUUCUUUUCGUUUCACAGAGUAAAAUCUGCAAAAGAAGAAGCUUUGUGUAAAAAAAACUGAUUUUAACAGCAAGGUCCACAUAUUGGUAGCCUACACGCAUGUGUUCCUCGUUUAAGUCUCUCACCAACCUUAACAGGCCUUUCUACAUGUUCCAUUACAACACCAACACCAUCACCUCUGCCUACUCUUCAUGCACUUCACUGUCCCUUCGUACACCACCACCAACUUCCGCUAGGUUCUGCUUUUCUCAGUCUCGCCGCGUCUCGUCAUCGCCUUCUGUUGCAUCUAUGGAGGUGCUUAAAGCAGUGCACCGGCAGGGUGCUGCUGCUCAAGAUAGCAUUGCUAUUAGAGCUGACAAUAAGAGUUACAGCUAUGGGCAGCUGAUUUCAUCUGCGCGGAAGAUAUCAAAUCUCUUGAAUGAUGCCAAUUUUAAAAACAAGACAGAAAGCAAGCAUGAAAGUCCUUCAGUGCGAAAUCUUGAUGGAGCACGAGUAGGAAUCGUGGCUAAACCUUCAGCUGAGUUUGUUGCUGGAGUACUGGGGACCUGGUUUAGCGGUGGUGUUGCAGUUCCGCUCGCUCUCAGCUACCCGGAGUCUGAGCUCUUACACGUGAUGAAUGAUUCGGAAAUAUCCUUGAUUCUGAGUACUGAAGAUCAACAUGAGCUAAUGCAAAAUAUUGCUAGUAAAUGUGCUGCUCAAUGUUCUCUCAUUCCAUCAGUAGCUAAUGUUUCUUCACAGAUAAAUGCCUGUGAUGAUAGCGAAGUUCGAGGAAUAGAUGCAGGUGAGAUUCCUGCUUUGAUUGUAUACACUAGUGGCACAACAGGGAAACCUAAAGGAGUUGUUCAUACCCACAGAGGCAUUAGUGCGCAGGUUCAAAUAUUGGCUGAAGCCUGGGGGUAUACAUCUACAGAUAAAUUUCUGCAUUGUCUUCCGCUGCAUCAUGUUCAUGGACUUUUCAAUUCGUUACUUGCCCCUCUCUAUGCAGGAGCCACAGUGGAGUUUAUGAAAAAAUUUAGUGUCGGUGGAAUCUGGCAGAGAUGGCGUGAAUCAUAUCCAACAAAUGGGAGCAAGGCUGAUGAUGCUAUAACUGUUUUCACAGGAGUGCCGACUAUGUAUACUCGAUUGAUCCAAGGUUAUGGAGCCAUGGAUGCAGAGUUGAAAGCUUCUUCUGCCUCUGCUGCUAGACAGUUGCGUCUUAUGAUGUGUGGCUCAUCUGCACUCCCUCUUCCUGUCAUGGAACAAUGGGAAACCAUCACUGGACAUCGCCUUUUGGAGCGAUAUGGCAUGACUGAGUUCGUUAUGGCAAUAGCAAAUCCUUUAAGAGGGGAACGGAAGGCUGGCACUGUCGGCAAACUGCUUCCAGGUGUUCAGGUCAAGAUUGCAGAUGAUGAGAGUGCAACUGAUGCGACAGCGGGCGGUGAGCUUUGCAUCAAAAGCCCUUCAUUGUUCAAGGAAUACUGGAAGCUUCCUGAGGUAACUAAGGAAUCGUUUACUCAUGAUGGGUUCUUCAGGACCGGGGAUGCUGGUAGAAUGGAUGAAGAUGGAUACUACAUAAUUUUGGGACGUACCAGUGCCGAUAUUAUGAAGGUUGGGGGAUACAAAUUAUCUGCUUUAGAAAUCGAAUCAGUUCUUCUUGAGCAUUCAGCGGUUGCAGAAUGUUGUGUUUUGAGUUUAGCAGACAAGGACUAUGGAGAAGCUGUGUGCGCGAUAAUUGUUCCAGAGGCAGAAGCAAAGACUAGACGGCAGAAAGAAUCAAAGCCUGUUAUCACCCUGGAAGAACUAUCUUCCUGGGCUAAGGAGAAACUUGCACCUUAUAAGCUCCCAACAAAAUUGUUAGUGUGGGACUCACUGCCUCGCAAUGCCAUGGGAAAGGUGAACAAAAAGGAGCUGAAGAAAUCGCUUGCAGGUCAACAAUAAGUCGUUCGUUUACAGAGGUUUAGAUUUCUUAAUCCUUUUCCAUAAGGUGAGAAAAACAACUAAUGCUUCUCUCUGCCCCUUACUUUGUGCCAUGAUGUUGGUUAGAUAGAUGCAGGCAAGUUUAGCUUGGUACAGUAAUUUGGUGUAUGUGGCAUUUGAAUAAAUGAUAAUAAGCUUCUUAUACUGGAAGAACUCUGUUCAAGAAAACAUAUUAAGAAUGUAUCUCUUUGGAUGUAAUGAAGGGUCUUACAGGAGGACAUUUUUCUGGCAAUAGCAAUUGAGAGUCCAAAAUUGUAAACAAUCUGCACUCCGGAAAAGAACUGCGAACCCAACAAAGGAGGGGGAACCUCAAAAAGUAAAACUCAAAAGAAAGUUUUUGUUUAUCUGAUUUGAAUGUUGUAAUGCUUAUUCUUGAAGGCAUUGAGAUGGGGGAAUAAAAAAUUAAAAAA
Messenger RNA from Tripterygium wilfordii, 2444 nucleotides. Its product is annotated as malonate--CoA ligase-like. Gene Ontology annotation, biological process: fatty acid metabolic process. Gene Ontology annotation, molecular function: medium-chain fatty acid-CoA ligase activity. Bases 178 to 1995 code for a protein of 605 amino acids. Lineage: Eukaryota; Viridiplantae; Streptophyta; Magnoliopsida; Celastrales; Celastraceae. The transcript has 17 exons. The record is from RefSeq and is a predicted model, not a curated record.